Messenger RNA from Mus caroli (Ryukyu mouse), 3722 nucleotides. RefSeq lists its product as uncharacterized. Gene Ontology annotation, biological process: regulation of DNA-templated transcription. The record is from RefSeq and is a predicted model, not a curated record. Lineage: Eukaryota; Metazoa; Chordata; Mammalia; Rodentia; Muridae. Gene Ontology annotation, molecular function: RNA polymerase II cis-regulatory region sequence-specific DNA binding; DNA-binding transcription factor activity, RNA polymerase II-specific.
CUUCCUCAAAGUUGGGCGGAAAUGGUAUUCGGCUAUCUAUUCCAGUUGUCUCUGAGAAGGAAAUGUUGUCCUUCUGGGAUGUAGCCAUUGAUUUCUCUCCAGAAGAGUGGGAAUGCCUGGAGCCUGCUCAGUGGGAUCUGUACAGGAAUGUGAUGCUGGAGAAUUUCAGCCACCUUGUGUUCCUGGGUCUUGCUGUCUCUAAGCCAUUCCUGGUGACAUUUCUGGAGCAAAGACAAGGGCCUUGGGACAUGAAGAGACAAGGAAUGGCCACUGUGUACCCAGGAAUAAUACCCUAUGAUCCUAACAAUUACAGCAAACUGACUAAUUAUAAAUCACUCCUUAUUACACAAAGAAGAAUUCAUAUAGGGGAGAAACCCUACAAGUGUGGAGAAUGUGGUAAGGCCCUUAGUUCUCAUAAAACACUUUCUAUACACCAGAGACUUCACACUGGAGACAAACCUUACAAGUGUGAAGAGUGUCAUAAGGCCUUCAGUACUCACUCAUCACUUUUUAUACACAUGAAAAAUCAUACUGAUGAAAAAAUCUACAAGUGUGAAGACUGUGGCAGAACAUUUUAUUAUCUUUCAAUGCUGAAGCAGCAUCAGAGAAUCCAUUCUGGAGAGAAACCCUACAAGUGUGAAGAAUGUGGGAAAUGCUUUGGCUUUCCCUCAUUCCUUAAGCAACAUCAAAGACUUCAUUGUAGAAAAAAUGCCUACACGUAUGAAGACUGUGUGAAAAGUCUUUCCCUUCCUCUACCCCUUCAGGACAAUGAGCAAAUCCGUACUGAAGAGAAACCUUACAAGUGUGGAGAAUGCUAUAAAGCCUUUUCUUAUCACUCAGCCCUUAGGAUACACAAGACAGUUCAUACUGGAGAGAAUCCUUACAAGUGUGAAGAGUGUGGCAAAUGUUUUUCCUCAUCUUCCUACCUUAAAAGACAUGAAACUCUUCACUCUGAAGACAAACCCUACAAGUGUGAAGACUGCGGCAGAUGUUUCUGCUCAUCUUCAUCUCUUAGACGACAUCAAAAAUUCCACUCUGAAGGCAAUCCCUAUAAGUGUGAAAAAUGUGACAAAAGGUUUUCAUGCUCUGCCAGUCUUCAGGAGCAUCAGACAAUUCAUACCGGAGAGAAACCAUACACGUGUGAAAAUUGUCACAAAGCCUUUCGUUAUCGCUCAUCCUUUAGGAAACAUAAGACAGUUCAUACCAGAGCAAAAUCCUACAAGUGUGAAAAGUGUCCUAGGGCCUUUUCCUCAUCCUCAUGCCUUGUACGACAUCAAGCAAUCCACUCUGAAGACAAUCCACACAAGUGUGUGGAAUGUGGCAAAGCCUUUGUUAAUGUUUAUAGCCUGACUCGACACAUGACAGUUCAUGCUGGAGAGAAAUCCUACAAAGGUCUUAAAACACUUAUACCUCUUCAGUCCUUAAAAGACAUCAAAUAAUUCUUACCGAGUAAAACUCUUUGACUGUGUGGAGUGUGGUAAAAAUCGAUUCCUAAUCCUUCAAACUCUAUCCAACUCAAAUCAACCCAUAGGGUAGACUUUUAAGUGAAUUAGUUUGGAAUGUCAACACCACCAUCUUACUCCAAGGAGCACAAAUUUUGAGAAUGUCAUCAGAGAACUGUAGAGACUUCUCUUUACUAUAACCUCCCAACCAGUGUGUUCUAUAGUGUGCUUGAAUAUGGCAUGGGUUGUUGCAUUUCUUUCUUCUGUACUUACAGGCAUAAAGCAAAACUGUUAUUAUUUCAUAACGUGGGUCUUAGAUCUGGGCCAUUGUAUAGUUACUGUUGUUUUCCUCACUGGGGUCAACCUCCCCCAAUAAUGUUUCUCUUGAGCAUGUAAAAAGCUCGAUAAACUCAGAUGUCUCACUUUUUGUAAAAUGAUCUGCAUUGGUUCUCACCUCGGUUGAAUGGGCGUUAGUGUUUCUCUCUCCAGGAAAAUCUAACAGAACACACUGAAGUCAUAUUUAGUUUCAGAAUGAAGGAUCUUUAUUCACUUUGAUUACAGAGCAAUGUUUCUCAUUCCAACUUUCAUGUCAUAGAAACGUGACAGCGGAUUGAAAUAUGGACCCAAGACACAUGCACUUACUCAGUAGGAGGGAUGCAUUUGAUUGGUGCAUAUGUGAUGUCAGUCAUGAAAUAUAGUGUAGUUCUUAUUUUAUUAUUGAUAGAGAUCCUAAAUAGUCAUCUCAAACUUGAGUUUAUUAAUUUGGGUAUUAAAACCUAAAAGUUAACAAUUAAUUUUUAAGUGACUAAAUGUCUCUUUUAUACCUAAAAUUGUAGUUUUAGUCAUGCUAAGUACAAGUGAAAUUUAUUUAUGGAGAUAAGUUAGGGUGGAGAGGCCAAUUUAUAUCUCUCAAUCUUUAGUCUUCUGUCUCCGCUAUUGAAGUACAUCUUAAAACACAUACUUCAAUACAAGAUUAAAAUUAACUUAGUGUUUUUAAUAUAACAUAAAAUUUAAAAUCAGCUGCAAUUAUAUUUUUAAAAAUUUUGGUCUGAAAAAUAGAGUAUUGGAACUAAAGGCGUUAAAUCUACAAUAUCCUUAGACGGCAGGACAACCCCAGGCUCAAGAGUAGCACUCCUCUUGGACAGGAAAUAGACCCUAUCAGAGUAAAUUGCACACUAGCCACAUACCAUAACAUGCUAAGGAGGUAAGGAAAAAGGCUUUGCUCAAGUCUGGUGCUCUUGUCUGUUGUGCUCCAUCUGAUCUUACAGCUGGGCUCUGAUGAAUUAACUGGUUGUUAAUCUUUUUCAAAUGUUAGGUUGCCUUAAGAAAAAUGAGUCCAAGGGCCCAGUUCCUGCCCCUUCAUAAAAUUCAAGGAUUUGAAAAGAACUAAUAGACCUGGGGAAUAAGGUGACUUAGGCCAGGCCAGGUUAUCCUGACACUGUACCUCAUACUAUCCAUCUGGAGCCUCCUCAGGGAGGCUCUGAAAAAGAAAAUUGUGUUUGCUGAUUCAGGAUUUAUAUGGAUACAAAGGAUCCCUUCUAAAAACUGUCCAUUGUGCAGGGGUACAGUGAAAAACCAAACAACAACAAAAAAUCAACCAAACGAAACACAACCCUUUGUUGUAUAUCUCAUGUGAUGUGAGUGCAGCCUUUUGAUCUUUUAAAGUCUACCCCUACUCCCUUUUCUAUUAAGAUCCUUUCUGAAUGGAAGCUCAAGCUUUCUCACGAAUACCCUUAUCGGCUUAUUAAUUAGGAAAAGUUGUAACUCUCACAUGGGCUAUUUCAUUUGCCAGUUCUCAAGUCAAGAUAGAAUUCUCAUUUGAUGAAUAGUGGCUGUUCAUUUAUACCCUCAGGUGGUACCAACUUAGAAGCUUGCUGUCUGCUGGCUACCUUUCAUAUUGGUGGCACAAUCUAGGUAUGCUACCAUGGAAGUACCUGAGUAAACAGUCUUACCCAGCAGUGAACACAGGGAGUAGAAUAAAUGGUCAGGCAAAUUGAAGUGCCGGUGGAGCAAUAGGGAUAGCAAAGUUAUGGGAGUGACCAAUUAUUUUCUGGUUGAAUUUAAAGCUCAUUUCAUGGACAGUAACUAAUAACUGGUGAUGUUAAUCAAAUGAUAAAACUGAAUAUAUCUAGGUGCUAUGCCCUAGGGAGAACCUAUUCCUUUUUUUCUUAUUGGUGAAAUCAGUAACUAAAUGACUCCAAGUUCCUAUCAUUGUACCCACAGACUCAGGCACCUUCUACCACCCAACAGAAAAUUUAAUUGUGUGGUAGAUGGAGAAUA